Messenger RNA from Fraxinus pennsylvanica, 1320 nucleotides. Lineage: Eukaryota; Viridiplantae; Streptophyta; Magnoliopsida; Lamiales; Oleaceae. The record is from the annotation of a GenBank genome assembly.
AUGUCUGUAAUUCAUCAGAGUCUUUCAACUUCAAUCUCCUCAUCAACCUCAGCAUUUCUGGGCCACAGAUAUCUCAAAAGCAUCAAGUCUUCUGAUGUUUCAAUCCCAGGGAGAAUCAAUGGGGUUGUCAAAUGUGUUGCCACGCCCUCAACUGAGAAAACUGUUUACAAGACAACGGUCUCCCGCAAUGAAAACAUGGGAAAACUUCAAGCUGGCUACCUUUUUCCAGAGAUAGCAAGACGGAGGGCUGCCCACAUGUUGAAAUAUCCUGAUGCUCAAAGAUCAUAUGCAUUGUCAACAGUAGAGGGUUACACUGGUUAUGGAGCUGAACAAGGUGAAAAGCAAUUGAGAGCUUCCAUCGCCAAAACCUACUAUGAGAACCUUGGCAUAGAAGAAGAUGAUAUAUUCGUAUCAGAUGGUGCAAAAAGUGACAUAUCUCGCCUUCAGGUGCUUUUUGGGUCUAAAGUGACCAUGGCCGUGCAAGACCCUUCAUAUCCGGCUUAUGUGGAUUCCAGUGUUAUUUUGGGUCAGACUGGGCAGUUUCAGAAAGAUGUUGAGAAGUAUGGAAAUAUAGAAUAUAUGAAGUGUACUCCAGAAAAUGGUUUCUUUCCAGACUUAUCUGCGGUUCGUCGGACCGACAUCAUAUUUUUCUGUUCACCAAAUAACCCAACAGGUUAUGCUGCUUCAAGAGAGCAAUUGACUAGAUUGGUAGAAUUCGCUAAAGAAAAUGGGUCAAUCAUAGUCUAUGAUUCUGCUUAUGCCAUGUACGUUUCAGAUGAUAACCCGAGGUCCAUUUUUGAGAUUCCAGGAGCCAAAGAGGUUUCAAUGGAAGUUUCAUCAUUUUCCAAGUAUGCCGGGUUCACUGGAGUCCGUUUAGGUUGGACUGCAAUUCCAAAAGAGCUUUUAUAUUCUGAUGGAUUCCCCGUUGCCAAGGACUUCAACCGCAUUGUCUGCACUUGUUUUAAUGGUGCAUCUAAUAUUGCUCAAGCUGGUGGUUUGGCUUGUGUUUCACCUGAAGGCAUCAAGGCCAUGCACGAGGUGGUUGGUUUCUACAAGGAAAACACUGAUAUCAUAGUCGAGACAUUCAAUUCGCUUGGUUUUAAGGUUUACGGAGGAAAAAAUGCACCAUACGUGUGGAUCCACUUUCCCGGCCAAAGCUCAUGGGAAGUGUUCAGCGAGAUUCUUGAGAAAACCCAUGUUGUCACCACUCCUGGCAGUGGUUUUGGACCUGGUGGUGAAGGUUUCAUUAGGGUCAGUGCCUUUGGACACAGGGAAAAUGUAUUGGAAGCCUGUAGAAGAUUCAAGCAACUGUACAAGUAG